AUGAAACUUCCGUUGAAACUGAUCGCCUUCGCUUGUCUCUUAGGCUUGGUAGCCUCCCAAGAGAAAUGCAACAGCAAGAACAAAUUUUGCUUCCCGAAUCAUGUGACUAACUGGAUCGGAGCCGCUGAGUAUUGCUCCCGAAACAACUGGAGACUGGCCAUUCUGGAUAGCGAGCAAAAGCAACAGGAGGUGGAAGCUCUGGCCCAACGGGUGGAUGCCUUCAAGACGGCCAAGGUAGAAUUGUGGAUUGGUGCCAGCGACUUGGCUCAGGAAGGUAAAUUCAUCUGGCACGCCACCGGAGUGGACGUUGGCUAUGCGAAAUGGAUCGCCGGGAAGCCGGACAACAAAGACGGUCACGAACAUUGCGUCCAUCUGUGGUACGAACCGUCCCGUCUGUUCAAGUGGCACUGGAAUGAUGUCGUUUGUGGCUCGACGCGUCGCUUCGUUUGCGAAAAAGUAUGAAUUCCAGUCCUGAUGGUUGAAAAUUCAAUAAAUCUGCAUGAACGCUCGG
This is a messenger RNA of Ochlerotatus camptorhynchus, 511 nucleotides long. RefSeq names its product C-type lectin 37Db-like. The record is from RefSeq and is a predicted model, not a curated record. Gene Ontology annotation, molecular function: signaling receptor activity. The coding region runs from base 1 to 462 and encodes 153 amino acids. The transcript is spliced from 2 exons. NCBI's taxonomy places the organism in Eukaryota, Metazoa, Arthropoda, Insecta, Diptera, Culicidae.